AUUCUUAAAAUCUUCAAACAUGUUGUCUUCGAUUUGGGAAGAAAUUCCCAAAAAUUGCAGAGACCGGAAUGGGGUAUGGGGAAUGCUGAGAUUUUUUAGAGGUUUUAUAAUUUUUUUUCUAGAUUAAAAAAUAAAAUUUCUUCAGGGAUUGAUAGACAGAAAUAGACGGAUAACGUAUAUAUAGGCGCGAUGGUAGAAGAGAAGAAGAAGAAGAAAAGUGAGAGGAGGAGAUGGGGAUGGGCGGCAAUCGGGGCGGUGGUGGCGGCGGCGUUAGCGGUGGGGGUUUUGCGUGCCCGGAAUUACAACAUUUACAAGCAUUGUACCUGUGCUCAGGAUUCUCGAAAAUAUACAGGGAUCGUUGAAGGUUGCUGUUGUGAUUAUGAAACAGUUGACAGUCUUAAUGCAGACGUCCUGCAUGCUCUACUCCAAGAGCUUGUUACAACUCCAUUCUUUCGAUAUUUUAAGGUGAAACUAUGGUGUGACUGCCCGUUUUGGCCUGAUGAUGGUAUGUGCAAGCUGCGUGAUUGCAGUGUGUGUGAAUGUCCUGAAACUGAAUUUCCCGAAUCUUUUAAGAAACGCGUGCUUCCUUUUGAUGAUCUAAAAUGUCAAGAGGGAAAACCACAAGCUGCUGUUGAUCGCACUUUAGACUCCAAGGCUUUCAGGGGCUGGGUGGAAGUAGAUAACCCUUGGACACAAGAUGAUGAGACUGAUAAUGGUGAAAUGACGUAUGUCAAUCUCCUAUUGAACCCUGAGCGCUACACCGGCUAUACUGGACCCUCAGCUAGGAGGAUAUGGGAUGCAGUUUAUUCAGAUAAUUGUAAAUAUGCACCCGGGGAGAUUUGCCAGGAGAAAAAAGUGCUGUACAAGCUCAUAUCCGGUCUUCACUCCUCUAUCUCGAUACACAUAGCUGCUGAUUACCUACUCGAUGAAACUAAAAACCUGUGGGGUAAAAAUCUGGAAUUGAUGUAUGAUCGUGUUCUGCAAUAUCCUGACCGUGUCAGAAACCUGUAUUUUACUUUCCUCUUUGUUCUCAGAGCUGUGACAAAAGCAACAGAUUACUUGGAGCAGGCCGAGUAUGACACAGGUAACGAGGUGGAGGACCUGAAAACGCAGUCCUUAGUGCGCCAACUAGUUUACAAUCCUAAGCUCCAAACGGCUUGUCCAGUUCCAUUUGACGAAGCUAAACUGUGGAAAGGCCAGGGCAGGCCUGAGCUGAAGCAACAGAUUCAAAAACAAUUCAGGAAUAUCAGUGCUCUAAUGGACUGUGUAGGAUGUGAGAAAUGCCGGCUCUGGGGAAAGCUUCAAGUUUUAGGUCUUGGAACUGCCUUGAAGAUCCUCUUCUCGGUCGAUGGUCAGAUGCACCCAAUGCAACCCCUGCAGUUGCAAAGAAAUGAAGUCAUUGCUCUGAUGAACCUGCUGAAUCGCCUUUCAGAAUCGAUCAGUUUUGUGCGUGAAAUGAGUCCUGACGUCGAGAAAGUGAUGGAGGGGCUCGUUCCCGACCACCUUAGCUCAGUAAUUAGCUCAUGGAGAAGAAUGGUGGAUGCCAUAGUGGGGCUUUGGUUAAGGAGUUCCCCAUUAUGAUCUGCCAAAGUUGAGUAGAUUUCAGUACCCAUUUUGAAAUCAAGGGUGCAAAGCAUUAACACAGCUGAACAUAUACAUAUGUUAAUCAGAGGGUGAUGAGGAUGCCUAAUUACUGUCGAACAAUCACACUUUAAAAAAAAAAGAGUCAAAUAUACACAUGAACUUUA
This is a messenger RNA of Ipomoea triloba (trilobed morning glory), 1748 nucleotides long. Its product is annotated as endoplasmic reticulum oxidoreductin-1-like. The record is from RefSeq and is a predicted model, not a curated record. The transcript is spliced from 10 exons. Gene Ontology annotation, cellular component: endoplasmic reticulum; endoplasmic reticulum membrane. Gene Ontology annotation, biological process: protein folding in endoplasmic reticulum. Gene Ontology annotation, molecular function: thiol oxidase activity; FAD binding; protein-disulfide reductase activity. NCBI's taxonomy places the organism in Eukaryota, Viridiplantae, Streptophyta, Magnoliopsida, Solanales, Convolvulaceae. The coding region runs from base 190 to 1581 and encodes 463 amino acids.